This is a messenger RNA of Pseudomyrmex gracilis, 1465 nucleotides long. RefSeq names its product histamine H2 receptor (gene mAChR-C). The record is from RefSeq and is a predicted model, not a curated record. Gene Ontology annotation, biological process: chemical synaptic transmission; G protein-coupled receptor signaling pathway, coupled to cyclic nucleotide second messenger. Gene Ontology annotation, cellular component: membrane; dendrite. Lineage: Eukaryota; Metazoa; Arthropoda; Insecta; Hymenoptera; Formicidae. Gene Ontology annotation, molecular function: G protein-coupled serotonin receptor activity; neurotransmitter receptor activity. The coding region runs from base 290 to 1420 and encodes 376 amino acids. The transcript has 5 exons.
UGAUUUACAGUGUCUACACUCACAUCACAAAAGAUUUAUCAUAAUCGUGAUAUGUGAUCCAAUAUGUACUUUGGCGUUUUACAGAACAUCCAUCUAAAACCUGUUUUUUUGCAUUUGUGUGUGUGUGUGUGUGUGUGUGUGUGUGUGUGUGUGUGUGAAAGGUAAGUAACUAAAAGAGUUUGCAUUACAUGAUUUUAGUCGCAUUAGUUAAUCGAUCGUCAUUCGUUUUACAUAUCAUUCUGGUCUGAUACGUUUUUAGAGCAACAAUUGCUUUCAUGAUUUAUUGCGAAUGUAUCUAAAAAAAAGUAACGUUACUUAUGCAAGUGUGAAUGUAUCAUCAAACAUACCGGCAGACUUAUCAGAAAUCGGCAACGACAAUGUACAGGAUAACCAAGUUAUUUGGAUCUUCAUAGACAGCUUUCUAUUUAUCGUGAUCGUUUUGGGAAAUGUUCUCACGAUAUUAGCCAUUGCAUGGGCCCGCAGACUUCGAAACAUCGUCUCGAAUUAUUUUAUAUUCAAUUUGGCAAUAUCGGAUUUAUUAGUAGGCGUAACAUUGCCUUUUCACUUGGCAUUUUACGUGGACAGUACGUUGAACCAUAACAAGUUAUUUUGCAUCUCUCGUUUUGUGAUCAUCAGUUUAGCAUGCGGCGGAAGUAUAUACAAUCUUAUAGUGAUCGCUAUAGACCGAUAUGUUGCAAUAGUGUAUCCUUUGAACUACAGUUCGUAUAUAACAAGAAAACGCGUGUUGCUAAUUAUUACCAUUGCUUGGAUUUGUAUUAUGGGUGUAUCAUCAAUUCCAAUAUAUUGGAAUUGUUUUGAUGCUUCACGAUCAUGCGAAUUGGAAACGGUAUUACCAAGAUACUACAUAGUGGCUAUACAGAUGCCGUCGUUUUUUCUCAGUUCGAUAGCAAUGUUUUUGCUAUAUUGGAAAAUUUUGAGAGAAGCGCACAUGCAUACGCGCCGAAUGAACCUAAGUGCUGUUCCAAACAUCGCUGAGAAAAAUGAUCGCAAAGGCGUACAGGUGGUAAUGUUGAUAUUGGGCUGCUUUUCGAUUUGUUGGUUUCCCUAUUUUGUUGUAGCUUGUAUGCGAACCUUUGGUUGGAAAACGAACUCAAUGAUUAUAUGCUAUAAAUCCACGUUUGCAUUAGCAAUUGCCAACAGCGGAAUGAAUCCCUUUAUAUAUGCUUGGAAAAACGCUAGCUUUCGCAAAGCUUUCCAAAACAUCUUACACUUUAAAUCGCCGAAUAAUGAUUUAAACUCAAGCUUUAAGAUGUACUUACAAAAGCAACGAGAGCUAAAGCUCCAACAAACAAAUAUAGAAAAUAGUCAACAUAUAAAUGUCAACAACAGUAUACGCGGAAGACUAUCUGAUCAUCGAUUUGGUCGAACAAAAAAGGAUAAAGUAGAAACAACUUUAUAGAUUUAUAGAUUUAUGUUGAAUUAAAACAUAAAAAUCUUUCUUUUA